AUGCACGUUCUGACCAAGUUCCUGGACCACUUGGAGCGCAACGCAGAUGAUACCAGAUGGCAAGCGCUGGCUGGAGGUGUCGCGGUUUGUAUUCCUUGGCAAUGUGUGAAUGAAGAGGAGCCGGACGUUAUCCGAAAGAGCAGCAUUGAGUACAUUGCUUAUGCGACGGGCUUUGGAGACUCAGCAGUGUGGCUGCCAAUUCCGCGCCAAACAGACUUGAACAUCCUUGCCCGGUACUCAGCUUGGUUGACGACACCACCCAGCCAGUCAGACUCACCGAACCUAGCUCCAGGACAAGAGUUUGAAGGCGGUUGCAUUGUCGGCCGUGUGCCUGUCACAGCUCAGCUAUGCUGGUCUGGAGCAGCUGCUACGGAAUUGAUCUCCGACCUCUUGGAGACGUCCGCUGGUACGGCCCGGGCCUCGAUUGAUGAUUUUGUUGGAGUAGAGGCCAGCGAUGAGGAGUUCGACUUUGUUCGCCUCCUGCCAAGAAACAAGAAGCCACCAUGGCUUCUGUGUGACGACCCUAGCUUUCAUCAGGUGUGGCGAGACUGGGCACGUGCGCUGCGGGGAUGGAAGGACAUGCCGGAGCUCUUUGCCAGCGAGGCGUGGCUGUGGAUGGCCACAGUGAGGGUAUCGCGAGAACCACAGCUGUUCGCACCAAUUGAUUACAUUUCAUUGAACGUGCAAGCUAUAGAGUUGCAUACGAGCGCUGCGUUCAUCAUGGCUGCAUGCCCUGUGAAGCGACGACGGCAUCUUGAGUACACUGAGAUAUAUCAAGGGAGUUUGGCCACGGAUGAUGACCUAGCCUUGGAUGCAUCGCAGCAAGACCUGUUGCGGGCAGCUGCGCGCAAGUGGGCGAGCAAGAACAAGUGGGAGCUUGGCAGCUUCUCGUCAGUCACGUUCACUCCGACAGAUGAGUGGCUGUGCUCUGCAUUGUGCUAUAUGCAUGUGGAGUGUCACUCAAGAUCCGGCAGCUCCUUUCGUUUCACUGGCCGCUUGCACGAUGGUGUCUAUAGGCUUCGUGUUGAACAGGCUGGCGAAUGUGGCCGACACGGCGCAAAGCAAGAGCUGCAAAGCGCUUCAAUGCAGAUGAGAUUAAUUACUGUGGAAGACAGACGGGCUGUUGUAGACUGCGCAGAGCAGUUGAUGGCCUCUUUUCGGAAGGCGGUGAAACGGCUAGAGCAGGAGCAGCCCCUUCGUUGGGUUGCACAGCUGACUGGGUUCUUGGAUCAGUUGCAGUCCCUUGCUUCAGAGAGCUCCAAGAUCUUCAUAACUCCAGACUUCACUUUUCGGCUGACUGUCAUGAACUAUUCGUACGGACAGAUCACUUCCUCUGCCCACUCAAUUGAACUUAGUCCCUCGGUCAUGAACCUGGCAAAGGCUGCGCCGCGCGGACGAGCUCCGCACCUGCGUGUGCGAAGCAUAUGGGCAGUGAUUAGUGUCGUUGCCCAGCUGAUGUUCAUGCCGAGCCAUGCAAUGCUGCGGGUUGCGCUGGCGCACUUCCUCAUCUGGAUUCGGGAGCAAUGGGGAGAGCAGUCGUGGGCCGAUUACUUUGAGAGAGAGUAUUUUGUAAGAAGCGUGCCGCGCGAGCUCAUCAGUUUGCUUUGUGAGAUGUUUCUCAGGAAGCUAUCUCUGUCCUGUGUCCGCGAAUUUGACGGGGUCCUGGGUGAGUGCCCGGUGUGUCGCAAGAACUACCCGCGCAGCGUGCCUGGGGACGAGCGUGCCGACUGCCGUCAUGGGCAUUUGUUAUCAAUGGCUGACAAGUGCUGGGGCAACGAGUGUGCACGCUGCGGGGCCCCUCUUGCCAUAGAGUCUGUGCCUGGGGCCAGCGAGGACUCCCGGGUGUUGAUCGGAAAGUGCGCAGUUGCGUGUCGAAUUUGGCAGGACACAAUGGCCGAAUCAGAUGAUGACAAGCCGUUGUCGAUUGUCUUCAGUGGUUUGCUGUGCCACACAGCUGCCCCCGUCAAGAGUCAGGCUGGUCUCUUCCCCGAAGAAGAGGAUGCUGCCAGCUAUUUUUGGGCGCGUUGCGCAUCCGUCGCAGGACCGGACUUGGUGCUAGAGAAGCCUGCUGAGCAUGUCGGGAGGCGCAAGGCUGAAGAGGCUGACGAGCCACUGCCGUCUCGGCGUGAUCUCAACUUGCCAGAGUACAGAACCGUGCUUCCUGCAAAGACGUGUUUGGCUGAGCGUGCCCUGGGCCCAACGGAAGCAGUGACAGAAACAAUGGCGAGCUUGUCGAAGCCAGGGCGCCGUGGUGACAAGUCCGUGCAGACAAAGCUGCGCAAGGAGAUGCGGGAUCGCAAGGCCACGGAGCAUGACUUGGGGCAGGAUCACCUGAAGGUAAAGGAUCAGGCCACGCGUGCUCUUCAGACCGCAACGGAGACGCUGAUGCGGCGCCUGUUCGAAGACUCCAACCUGCUCUGUCGGCAUGCUGGCCGAGUCACGGUGUUCCCGAAUGAUAUGGAGGCGUGCUUGCACGUGCCCGAGAAGGAGAUGCUCUCGCCGAGGCACGUCUCAGGGUCUUGCAAGCGCUUUUCCGGGCCCACGAUGCUGGCUGACGGAGGAACACGAGCACGUGAGGAGGGACCUGCGGACUCAGAAAAAGCACCAUCAAACGGGAGAGCAGCCAGCGAGGAUGGGCAGGAGCGGGGAUCGCCCCUCCAGCACCAAUCCAAGAACAACCCUCCAGCACCAUUUCAAGAGCACCCCUCCAGCACCGCACCAUUGAAAGAUCACCCUUCCAGCAACAUUCCAAGAGCACCCAUCCAGCACCAGUCCAAGAUCACCCUUCCAGCGCCAUUUCAAGAGCACCCGUCCAUUCCAAGAGUCUACUUGCACUCCUUUGACCUCUGCGAAUCUGACCACAUACCUGUUGAUUGGAGGUGGAAUGGGGAUGAUUUCUGUGCAUACCACUACAUUCGGGACGGAGAUGGGCAGAUGCAACAUGCAGUCUCAACUUUAUGUACGGGAUGGAAGUUGAACAACUUCGCAGCCUUGAAAGGCUUUGUGGCGGCGCUGACCGUCCGCUCGCAGGCACUUUGGCAGAUGGGUGAAGAAACUCGCGCCCACGAGGAUCUGCGCAUGGGCGAAGCCAUGCUGGGCAGCUGUGCAGAGUUUGACCUUGUUGGAGACCUGUGGGAGAGUGCUGCAGAUCUGCAGUGGCAAAUGCUUGCUGUCCAGCGCCCGGAACCGCUGAGCCAAUUGGAAGUUCCUGGACGCAGAGGUGAGUUACAGACAGACGACACUGAUGCUCAGAGAUUCGCCAUGUGGCAUGCGCUGCAGUUGAACAGUCUGGUACGUUGGCACUUGAGCGCUGUCACGCGUGAAGCUGACUUCUCCAAGACGCCAACUCUGUCCAUGCUAGCCUACCCGUCGUAUCUCUCGUUGCUCCUCAUUCCUGCUUUGCUGAAAGUUUGGCCAGAUCUUCAACUCUCGCUUUUCCGCUUGGGCCAGUGGAUGACUCACGAGAAAUGCCGUGCCUGCGCACAGCUCUAUGAGGAGCGUUUCCUCCUAGAUGAGCCCGCCCUACAGGAGCUGCCUCUGGACUUCUCGAACCAACCUGCCGGAAACGUCGCAUGGUCGCCAGACUCUCUCGACCAUGGUGACUUCAUGGUUCGUUUGAACAAGCUCUUGGUCCAUCCGCGUAUGCGUGCCGGUGAGGUUCUGCUGUGCGUUGCUCCCCUAUGGCUCUGUGUGAGCCUCCUGCUGGCCAACGCGGGACGGAAGCCAUUCCUGUCGCUGUGUUUGAUGCGCCAUGAUUUGGGUGGGCCACCAAGCUUCACUGCAAGUUUGGCCCGAGAAAUUCUUUCGAAGGACGUCGUGGAGCCCUUGGUAGCCGCCGUUAACGGCCGCCAGCGGCUGGAAAACCUAUGGGUGCGGGAAGACAUGGCUCGCUCCUAUGGGAACUUUGAACUUGAGGAGUUUGGCAACUUUCACCCAUUCGUUUGGCUGCCAUCGAUAUACAUUGAAGAUAGAUACCAGGGGUGCCAUGAGGUGGCAGAUGUCGUCGUGAUGCGUGAAGGAUCGCUAGGCCGCUUUGCCCCCACAGUGCACGGCCACCUCUUCUUCAGCUUGCUGACGCAGAUGGUUCCUGCCAUCGGUGCGGGUAAAGCAUCGCUUGCCCCAGUCUUCGUUUUUCCGCACCUGGCACGCAACAGGGUACACUUGUUUGACUUCGAGAAGUUUGGAUCUUCGAACUUGCUUUUGAAGGGCGCGGAUGAGCCACGGCCCUCUCCUGUGGUGCGGUACUCUGCAGAUCAGCUGCUGUUCCUCUUCUUGGAUCGAGCGCCGAGCACGCUCAAGCGGCAUCUCUCAGGCUGGAGGCGUUGGGCUGAGUUCUGUCGCUGCUCCAACAUCGCGAUGGGGGAGCCUGCCUGCCCUCACGUCCUUGGCUUCCUUGAAGCGCUUGCAGAAGGGUCGCGCAGCAACAGGAAGGGCGUUGUGCAUGCGCUUGGAUUUGUUGCCUACAAGCUGGCGCUCCCGGUGUAUUUCCAUGCGGUACGUGAGUUGGAGGCCGCUUCCCACGAGCGCACUGGUACGGACUUCUGGUUGAUUUCUUCCUUCCUGCUAAUGCUUUCGAGCGGCUUGCGUUUUUCGGACGCCCAGCGGCUAUCUUUACAGUCUUUGACAGUAGAUGGCGAAUCGCUGCGGGGCUGGGUUUGGAGCAAGGAAAGCCCUACCGGCUUUGCGUUUGGUUGUUUGCUUGCUGGAUGUACAAGGAACUUUUGGAGGCAGAAGUUUACGGACGCUUCGCUUCAGGUCCGUGCGGUUGACCCCCUGCGUGACUUCCUUCUAUCCGAUGGCGGCCGGCCGUUAGGGAAUUCGUCAGCAUUGGCGCAAUUCCGGCGAUGCCUGGCCACUUAUUCUUCCCUGGACAAGUCGGAGGUCACCAAGUUCACUUUGCAUAGCUUAAAGACUAUUUCAUUAAGCUGGGCUGGCCAAUUACCCAUUGCCACGGAGGAGAAGGCGGCGCAGGGCCACCCCCGGAUGCGGAACUCUUUGGGCUGCGUGGAGAAGUACCGCCAUGACGAUGCACACCCAGCACUUCGCUGUCAGCGCAGACUUCUUCAAGCCAUCAGUGCUGGCUGGCAGCCCGGCACUGCCGUGCAGCAAGCUGUGGAGCAGGCAGUGCCAGUGCCAGCGGAUGGCGCAGUUGCGGAUGGCUCGGAGACUGAGUCUGAGGGUGCUGCGUCUGAGCCUGGGCAUAGUGUGUCUUUUGGUCCCGGUCACGUGAUGUGA
Symbiodinium pilosum is the source of this 5235-nucleotide messenger RNA. NCBI's taxonomy places the organism in Eukaryota, Dinophyceae, Suessiales, Symbiodiniaceae. The record is from the annotation of a GenBank genome assembly.